Messenger RNA from Astrephomene gubernaculifera, 783 nucleotides. The record is from the annotation of a GenBank genome assembly. Lineage: Eukaryota; Viridiplantae; Chlorophyta; Chlorophyceae; Chlamydomonadales; Astrephomenaceae.
GCUACACGGAGGGGGCGCCGGUGGGGGUGCCGCUGGUGUUCCUGGUCGCCUGGUUCGCGGUGACCUGCUCCUUCCUGCGGCUGCCCGUGCGCUACGUGCCGCAGGUGUUCCGCUGCCCCCUCAGCCCCUUCCUGCCCUCCCUGGGCAUGCUGGCCACCUUGCACCUCAUCGGCUCGCUGGGCUGGCCCGCCUACGUGCGCUGGGUGGUGUGGUUCACGCUGGGCACGUGCGUGUACCUGUCGUACGGAAUGCACAGGUCGCAGGGUGACGCCUCCUAUCUGGGUCGCCCCUCCACCUCCCUGCAGCAAUCCCUCAUGCUCGCCUCACCCGCCUCCGCCUCCUCACGCUCCUCCGCACGUACCUCGGAGACCGGCGGACCCGCCUCACCGCCACUCUUCUCCUCCCUGGCAUCCUCUAGUAGAGAUGCACCUGCUUUGGGCACCGCUGUACCGCGGUCCUCCUCCUCCUCCGCUGUCGGUCUGGUAGGAUCCGGAGGUGUUGGGAUAGCUCCGAGCGGUGUUCACGCUGCCUUCAGCGGCCAGUUAGGCGGCGGCAUGGGAGGAGGGGGAGGAGACCGAGGCGGCGCAGGAAAUGGGGUGGUAAGCAUCAGCAGUGGGGAUGUGGAGCCCUCACUAGCACGACCACCCCACCAUCGCCAUCCAGCAGCCUAUACUGCAGCGGCCGGGGGGCACCAAGCUCGACAAAGCGGGGGGCUGGGUCGGAGUCACUCGCAUGGGCAUGGGCGAAGCAUGGGUGCGAUGGACAUGGUCGAGAUGACGGCCG